AGAAGUUAGUGUUUGGAUCGAAGAUCACCAUUCAACAUGACACCAACUCCCCUGAUUUUCCUUUCAGCUUGUUUACUACUUGGCACUCGCACCCUUCCAGCUGUUUGUCGUGCUGUAGAUCUGAGUGUCUUUGACAAAAUUUAUGAUCCUAAUAUCAACACAGCUACUAAUGAAGAGAAUGACCAAUCCCUUUCCUACAUCCUGAAGGAAAAGUUACUCCAAUCUUUUGGGAAAAAUCCCAAGUACGUGCUGAUGUACUCCCACCUACCUCCAGGUUACCUGCAGAUGUUGAAAGAUAUCUUUGCUAAAGAAGCCAGUCGUUUCCUUCGUGAACAUUCCUUAAAUGCAAAAAGCCUCAUGUCCACCCAAGAAACUGACCAAGAUAUGGUAGCAGCCUUCGCAGGACGCUCCAAGAGGCCCGUUGACCCACCCAAUUCCUUAGAUCUCACAUUUCAUAUCUUGAGGGAAAUGAUUGAAAUUGCCAAGAAUGAAAAUCAAUGGAUGCAGGCAGAUAACAAUCGUAAAAUUAUGGAGACAGUUGGGAAGUGAUGAAUUUAGAAUCUGUAAUAAGCUCAU
This is a messenger RNA of Hemiscyllium ocellatum (epaulette shark), 576 nucleotides long. RefSeq names its product urotensin 1 (gene ucn1). The transcript has 2 exons. Bases 37 to 549 code for a protein of 170 amino acids. Lineage: Eukaryota; Metazoa; Chordata; Chondrichthyes; Orectolobiformes; Hemiscylliidae. Gene Ontology annotation, cellular component: extracellular region. The record is from RefSeq and is a predicted model, not a curated record. Gene Ontology annotation, molecular function: hormone activity.